Molecule: messenger RNA, 942 nt
Organism: Chrysochloris asiatica (Cape golden mole)
Lineage: Eukaryota; Metazoa; Chordata; Mammalia; Afrosoricida; Chrysochloridae
Product: olfactory receptor 10G3-like
Exons: 1
Coding region: 1-942 (313 amino acids)
Biological process (GO): G protein-coupled receptor signaling pathway
Cellular component (GO): membrane
Molecular function (GO): G protein-coupled receptor activity; olfactory receptor activity
Source: RefSeq, a predicted model, not a curated record
AUGGAAAGAGUCAACAGCACAUUGUUGACUGAGUUCAUCCUGACCGGAAUUCCCUACCCAAUCAGACUAAGAACAUUUCUUUUUGAGUUCUUUUUGCUCAUCUACAUCCUGACUCAGCUGGGGAACCUGCUUAUUCUAAUCACUGUCUGGACAGACUCACAGCUCCAUGCCCGCCCCAUGUACAUCUUUCUUGGUGUUCUCUCCAUCAUUGACAUGGGCAUUUCCACCAUCAUUGUCCCUCGUCUCAUGAUAAACUUCACCAUAGACAACAAACCCAUCCCAUUUGGUGGUUGUGUGGCCCAACUCUAUUUCUAUCACUUCCUGGGCAGCACCCAAUGCUUCCUCUACACUAUAAUGGCCUAUGACCGGUACUUGGCAAUAUGCCGGCCUUUGCACUACCCUGUGCUCAUGACUGCUAAGCUAAGUGCCUUACUUGUGGCUGGAGCUUGGGUAGCAGGGUCCAUUCAUGGGGCUCUCCAAGCCAUCCUAACAUUCCGUCUGCCUUACUGUGGGCCCAACCAGGUAGAUUACUUCUUCUGCGACAUCCCUGCGGUGUUAAGACUGGCCUGUGCAGAUACAACAGUCAAUGAGCUGGUGACCUUUGUGGACAUUGGGGUGGUGGUUGCCAGUUGCUUCUCCCUGAUCCUGCUGUCCUACAUACAGAUCAUUCAAGCCAUCCUGAGAAUUCGUACAGCUGAUGGGCGGCGACGAGCCUUUUCAACUUGUGGAGCCCAUGUAACUGUGGUCACCGUGUACUACGUGCCCUGUGCUUUCAUCUACCUGAGACCUGAAUCUAACAGCCCCUUGGAUGGGGCAGCUGCCCUAUUCCCCACAGCCAUCACUCCUUUCCUCAACCCCCUUAUCUACACACUACGGAACCAAGAGGUGAAGUUGGCCCUAAAGAGAAUGAUAAGAGGCCCGGGGACUAAGAAUAAGUUUUGA